AUGGACUCAAACAAGCAGCUCAUGCUUGGUUUUGAAGAUUUUUGUAAUGCAAUCAUGUCAGCAGGAUUUCGCCAAAGCCAUCAUGAUCCAGCCCUAUUUGUGUCUGACACCUCUACUGGUCGAGCAUGUUUGUUACUCUAUGUGGAUGACAUGAUAAUAUUUGGUGAUGAUAAAUGUACCAUUCAUAAGAUCAAACAAAACUUCAAUCAAAUAUUUGAAAUGAAGGAUUUAGGGUUCUUGUGCUAUUUUUUUGGCCUUGAAAUUGCUUAUUCUCAACGCAACUAUUUGUUAUAUCAACACAAGUAUGCCUCAGAAAUUGUCUUCCAAGCUCGCCUCAUGGAUGAUAUUAAGAGACUUGAUACUUCCAUUGAAUUGAAUAUCAAACUCUAUGCAACAGAUGGUGAACUACUCUCAGAUUCAACAUUUUAUCAUCAAUUGGUUGAAAAAUUAAUAUAUCUAACUAUUUAUCGACCAUAUAUUGCUUAUGUUAUGCAUCUUGUGAGCCAUGUUUGA
Amborella trichopoda is the source of this 513-nucleotide messenger RNA. The record is from RefSeq and is a predicted model, not a curated record. Lineage: Eukaryota; Viridiplantae; Streptophyta; Magnoliopsida; Amborellales; Amborellaceae.